UACGAGUUGAAUUAAGCCUUAAUAUUUCAUUUAUCAUUUAUCCCCUAGCAGAUUAGCUGCAUAACUUCACCUCCAGCCUCUCUUCUAGCACUACGGGCUGCACUCUUGAGUAGCAUCUCCAGUGUGGGGAGCGUUUGUGGGGAUGUGGGAGUGAGAAUAUAUGACGACCAGGGAAUAAAACCUCCCACUGUAUUCACCACUAUACUCCUUAAUAGAAUUCUACACUAUCGCACAAUGUCUGCACCAAAAGGCCCUUUCACCCUCGUCACUGUCAACACAGCGCCCGAGCGGGCGAAACGGCUUAUCGGCCGCUUGAUCGAGGCCCUCAAGGACCGGUAUACGAUUACCCAUGUCGAUAACUGCGAGAGCAUCGACCAAGUCGCUCCAAAGGUGACGGAACACAAGCCCGAUGUCUUGUUCAGCGCAUCCAUGUGGUCGGCCGAGCAAGCAGCUGAAAUCCAAUCCAUUGCACGCUCAAUCAGGCCGGACAUCAAACUGCAUGCGAUUCCGCAGGGGCUGCAGGUUGAGAAGGGCCCCGAUGCGAUUGUUGAAUAUCUUGUUGAGAAUGUACCGCCGCUGUUGGAUGGGGAGAAUUAGACUAUACGGUCAUUACGGCUAUUACUUACUACUUGGAUUAUAGGGCGGGGUUUGGAAUGCCUUAUUUGGUGGCUCUACGGGCCAGCGCUUGAUACGAGAAUCCGAGCGCCUGGUUUCACUCCAUGUAUAUAUAUCGAGAAGGCUAUGAGUAAAUAUCUAUCUUGGAUUGAUCUGCUGAGAAACGCUCUCGAUUAGAAAUGCUGGCUGUCCCACUGAUCUUGUCUUUGUCUUGCUUAGUGGGAUCCUGCGCGGGGCACAAACUACACCGUACAACAGUG
This is a messenger RNA of Aspergillus versicolor CBS 583.65, 875 nucleotides long. RefSeq lists its product as uncharacterized. NCBI's taxonomy places the organism in Eukaryota, Fungi, Ascomycota, Eurotiomycetes, Eurotiales, Aspergillaceae. The transcript has 3 exons. The record is from RefSeq and is a predicted model, not a curated record. The coding region runs from base 235 to 597 and encodes 120 amino acids.